Messenger RNA from Mobula hypostoma (lesser devil ray), 649 nucleotides. RefSeq names its product cholecystokinin-like. The record is from RefSeq and is a predicted model, not a curated record. Gene Ontology annotation, molecular function: neuropeptide hormone activity. Bases 62 to 406 code for a protein of 114 amino acids. Gene Ontology annotation, cellular component: extracellular region; axon. NCBI's taxonomy places the organism in Eukaryota, Metazoa, Chordata, Chondrichthyes, Myliobatiformes, Myliobatidae. The transcript is spliced from 3 exons. Gene Ontology annotation, biological process: digestion.
CAGCGAGUUGAGCCGAAUCGACAGUUCAGCACCAGAGACAGCGACCGGGCGCAGCACAGCGAUGGCCAACACCGCGUACGUCAGUCUCCUCGUGGUUGUCCUGGCAACAGGCUGCCUCUCCAAGGCCCUCUCAGACCCCCACAGCGACGGAGGGGCCGGUGUCCUGGACCUCAGCGGGAAGCACCCCUCGACCUUCCGAGCCGGUUCCCUGGGCCGCCGGGCCCCGUCCUUAAGAGUGGACGGGCUGAUAUCGAGACUGAUGCCUCAAAUUCAGCAAGCGGGCCUGUCCCACCGGGCCAACCACUACCAACUGCGCGAUCUCCUCCAUCAAAUGAAGGACAGAGACUACACCGGCUGGAUGGACUUCGGCCGGCGCAGCGCCGAGGACUACGAAGUGGACUCCUAAAGGCCGGAAACCAGGGUCACCGUUCCGAGGAAGUUCAAUGCGCAGCCUUUGGAAACCACUCCCAUCACCCAGUGUCCGGCUGACUGAGUCCAACGCCUCAGUCGCUGUUUCAGAUAGAAACUCGUUUUCAAAACCAUACAGGAAAGAAUUUCGACCUGACUUAAGAAUUAUUCAAAGGUUUGCAGCUGUUAGUUUUACUCUGAGAAUUUGAUAUUUUUGGUUGUUUGAAUAAAUGGUGUACGU